Messenger RNA from Alosa alosa (allis shad), 3976 nucleotides. RefSeq names its product interleukin-1 receptor type 1-like. The transcript has 11 exons. Gene Ontology annotation, molecular function: interleukin-1 receptor activity. Gene Ontology annotation, biological process: signal transduction. The coding region runs from base 1932 to 3629 and encodes 565 amino acids. The record is from RefSeq and is a predicted model, not a curated record. NCBI's taxonomy places the organism in Eukaryota, Metazoa, Chordata, Actinopteri, Clupeiformes, Clupeidae.
UGUCAGCAGAAUAAGCUUGGGUGAACCCAGACAAGCCUGUUGAACAGCCUAAACAACUGCUUUUAAGCCCCUUGUUUUUCAAUAAAGAUGAGAUUGCUGUCUUUGUUUACAAUAAAGAUGGGAUUGCUGUCCUUCCGAAAAGAUUUGCUUAGAGUCCAUGAUUGGUGGCCAGAGUACACAGCCAAUCUCAGUUGAGAUUGAGAAUCAGUCAGGUAUGAGUCAUACAGCCUAACCGUAGACUGGUUUUGUUUUCCAGGUGAGCCUUAGAGCCCCUGACCGAUGCAGAAUCUUCUGAAAGCGAUCAUACUGCGUACACCACAUAUACCUAUAGUGUGUAUUCAGGGAUAAACCAGCUGCCUUGUGCAACUGAUAAACACCAGGGCCAAGAACAUUAACAAACGAAAUAGAUGAAGUGGUGAGUUAAAGCGCUUAACCCAUUCAAUUGUGGGGCCCAAGGGGAGAGUCUGGUAUGAGCUAUCAUUUUGUCCCUACUAAAAGUUUCACCUAAUAAUGUCUAAAACUAGGACACAUGCCGGUUGAAAUACCACAUUUUAACCACCAAGUGUUGCUUUGUGACACGUGAUCAACCAUUUGGCUAACCUGACAUACUUUCAAAUUCACACUAUGAAAAAAAAAAACCUCACAGCACACAUGAAUGUACACACAAAUUCACGAAAGAGGGAGUGAGAGGGGGGCAGGGUGGUUUCAAUUUCCAUUGCAAAAGGCCUAUGCAUCACUCUGCAGUAGAAAACCUGUUGCCCUGUCCCCUAAAAACUCAUGUCAUGACCCCAUGAACAGACAGGCGAAACAAUGCCUGUGAUUGCCUGUAUGUAGGGGACAGGACUAUUACAACAUCUCCCUAGUGCACAAAACACAAAAACAUUAUAUGAUGAUGGCUGUUGGAGCUACAUUAGUUUGCUUUCAGUAGUGUUCAUUUUAUUAAGCAAUUUGUUUAUUAUUAUGAUUUUGCUCACAUUAGUUAUAUAUAUUUUAGUAAUAUUAAUAGCUACUCUCUACAUGACAUGCACAUUCAUGCAGAAGCACAGACACAGACACACCAGUAACAGUCUGCUGUAUGGCAGGUGUGUGAUAUGGCACACACACACACACACACACACACACACACACACACCAGUAACAUUCUGCUGUGUGGCAGGUGUGUAAUAUGACACAUGCACACACACACACACCAGUAACAUUCUGCUGUGUGGCAGGUGUGUGAUAUGGCACAUGCACACACACACACACACAUACACCAGUAACAUUCUGCUGUGUGGCAGGUGUGUGAUAUGGCACAUGCACACACACACACACACACACACACACACACACACACAUACACCAGUAACAUUCUGCUGUGUGGCAGGUGUGUGAUAUGGCACAUGCACACACACACACACACACCAGUAACAGUCUGCUGUGUGGCAGGUGUGUGAUAUGGCACAUGCGCACACACACACACAUUUUAGAUACUUUAUUCAAUUCCACAUUACAAGUAAAUUUUCAUUAGGAAUCAAAUGUUUUGAAUGAUCAAACAGAUUAAACCACAUCAGCGCCUUGUUAUGUAUGACAAUACAAUCUCAGGGGUACAGAAAACAUCUCCUUUUCCAAGUAAACAUGCUUCCUAUAAUGGCUGAAAUUGAGCAGUACUUUACCAGCUGUUUGGCGCAUGGUGUUUGUAAAUUGCUCCGCUUUGUAUUGCCUGCUUAGAGGCAACUUGGAUGGAUGUUAUCAAACACAUAACAAUGAGUGCUGUGCGUAAAAUCAUGUCGGAAAAUUCUCUACAUUAACGGCGGCAGUUACGACGGGGUGUUUGUUUGGCCUAGUGUGGCAUAGGGAGGUCAGACUGGCGUGCGCUCCGCUCAGCCGCCAUGACACACACACACACACACAUACACCAGUAACAGUCUGCUGUGUGGCAGGUGUGUGGCAUGGCGCGUAGCUGGAGGGGGGGGCCAGAGAAUGUAUUGGUGGUGGGGCUGCUGAUGCUGCUCCUUUCCCAUGUUCUCACUGGAGAAAAGAUAUUCAACAUCGUGGCUGGCCAUGCGAUGCUGCUGGUCUGCCCUGGGGCUGAGGGGUACAAUGUGACGUGGAGGCGGGAGGACGCACCACCGCUGGACGCACUUCCUGGGAUGGAGCUCAGGGACAACGCUCUGUGGUUCCUACCUGCUCGACCCGAACACAGCGGAGUAUAUGUGUGCAGUGUUGAGUAUGCCAUUAAGAUAAGGCUCAACGUGGGCAGCCAGCCUUGUCCUGAGGCAGAUCGUGACGUCGAUGAGAGACUGCACACACACGCUUGGCUAAACUGUGCGAUGGGCCACAUCUCCAGGGUGUUCACGCCCACCUCCAUCACCUGGAUGAAGGAGUGUAAGUGUGUGGAGAGAGCAGACAGUAUGGAUCUGGAGUUUCUACAAUUGAAACAGACAGAUGCAGGAAAUUACACCUGUGUACUAAACUUCACCUACGAGGGCAACAACUACACAUCCGCCCGCACCACCCAGCUCGUUCUUCAAGAGAUUUACGAACCGAAGAAACCGCUGAUUAAAGUCCCGGUUAACGAGACACGAGUGGUGGACAUGGGUUCUCGGCAAGACUUGCGUUGUGAGGCCACUAGCGAUGAAGAGGAUGUUACUAAGAUAUGGUGGCAAGUGAAUGGGACUUUCAUCAUGUAUCCUGACUCAGACUUCAACAUCAGUAAAGUAGACUUCAGAAAAACAAAUGUGAACACUCUGACCAUCUACAAGGUUCAACCAAAGUUUCUCAACGUCCCAUUCGUUUGCACUGCUCAAAAUAACAUGGGCGAUGUCAAAAGUACAGUAGUGCUUGUGCAAGCCAAUCACAGACACUUUUACUGGCUGAUUGCAUUGGUGUGUCUCAGUGGACUGGUGAUGGUGUGUCUGCUGCUUUGCUGGUUCUUCAAAGUGGACCUAGUGUUGUUCUACCGCAGCCACUGCAUUGGACGACCCAAACACAGUGAUGGUAAGCAAUAUGAUGCAUAUGUUAGUUACCCUUGUGAGGGACAGGGUGAUUCCAUGGCAUUGACCUUUGCUCUCCGGGUUCUUCCUGAGGUUUUGGAGAAUAAGCACGGCUACAAGCUGUUCAUCAGAGGCCGGGAUGACAAUCCAGGCGAUGAGGUGUUUGAUGUGAUUGAGGAUGCUCUGAAGAGAAGCCGCAGGUUUAUCAUAGUGCUGGAUGAAACCCAGACUGACACUAACACGGGUGCGGAGACCAAGGCCAACACACAUGUGCAAACGGCCACCCACACAGAAACACGCAUAAGCCUGUUGGCGCAACCAGCCACUCGCACAGAGACACCCAUGCUGCUGGACGCACACACACAUGCAGACGCCCACCUGGUGCCCCGGGCAGCGGGCAGUGAGCACUUCGAGUGGAGUGUGGGGGUCUACGAGGCCCUGAUAUGCUCGGGGCCCAAAGUCAUCAUCGUCCAGACGGGCGAGAGUUCCACAGGAAACAGCCUCCCACUGUCGCUCCAAACUCACACACACUCCAAACGAACGCUUCGCUGGACCAAACAUACACAAGCAUACUCCAAUAGAAGAUUCUGGAAGGAGAUGAGAUACCUGAUGCCAGUUACCCAGAGACCUAGUCACAACACAUCCAGUGCAUGAGAAGAACAGGCGUAGUCACAACACAUAGGCAGUAUUUAUGAUGCAUGUAUUUAAAUUCAAAAUAGUAUUUUGUCAUUUGUACUUUAUUAGGUUGAAGAAAAAGGCUGCAUAUACUGUAUCAAAAUACUUUAUAGGCAUUUGUCACAAUCAAGACUGUAAGAAAUGUAUCCAGAGGUUGAUGACACCCAUUUCAAGUGCGGAGUUACUCCCUGCCAUCUUAGUAAUGUUUGGAAUUCUAUCAAUAUCCUUUCAGACAUUCUGCUAGUAUAAUUAGAGUCAUGCCCUCUACUAGCUAUGUUUGGUAUGAUCAACCGCUUUUUACUUUAUAAAUCAGUUUCUUUUCUCUU